AUGAUUGCACCUAACCGCUUAUACAUUGUCACGGGCGUGUUUCUGUUAGCCGUCAUUUCGUUGUACACACUGUUCAAGCAGGGCAAACUCAAGCCCGAACUCGAAAAGCUCAGAUUCGAUCUUCGUUGCAAAUGCUUCAAGUCAAUUUCCUUGACGGGAAGCGCACCAAACGCGACACUCAUACAAUCCAACGUGACUGCAAACUCCACAUUAUCGAGCCAUAUCUCUAUCAGACCUCACAAGAUCAUGCAAGUCAGCAUGUCAUUCCGAGCCAAACACUACGCCGACAAUAACGACAUCUACGAGCGUGCUCUGCAAACCCAUACAGCUUACGGUCAGAAAUGGGGCUAUCCAACACGUCACCUACAAAGCGAUCUGUGGGGCAAUGAGAUACUGAAGAAAAGCGUCUACAGCAAACUCCUCUACAUAUCCACGCUUAUGGCGACGGAGAUGGCCAAGCCAUCUGAUGAACGUAUCGAGUGGCUGGUCUGGUACGACGCAGACACCCUCCUCCUCAACCCUCAAGUCCCCUGGACGCUUUUUCUUCCCCCCACGACCGCCAUCGACGCCCCCCAUGCUCACAUCCACCUCCUCAUCACCAAAGACCGCGUGGGCUUCAACUCCGGCGUCUUCCUCAUGCGCGUCUCCCCUUGGUCUCUCAAAGUCCUCUCCAUGACCAUCGCCUACCCUUACCUCCUCCCCACCAAUUACACCAACAUCGGGGACUCCGACCAGACCAUCUUCGGCAAGGUCUUGGAUCGGCCUGAGAACAUGAUGCAUAGGAUCUAUCAGCCGAGAGGGUGGUGGAACGCUUACGAUGCGUAUGAGUACCCUGAGGAGGUUGUGAGGAAGGGGGUGCUGAAUCUGCAUUUUCCAGGCGGGGAUUAUAAUAGACUUACGAGGAUGGCCUCGUGGUUUAGAAAGAUGGAGGAGGGAGUGCUGGGGCUAGAGGUUCCGCUUGAAGAGACGGGUUAUGUUGGGGAGGUGGAGGCGUAUUGGGAGAGGGUGGGGAAUGCUACAACGGUGUUGAAGAGGGCGAGCGCGCUUGUCAAGCGAUUCUUAAGGGCGGAAAACCGGGAUUUGCCGGAGAGCGUGAGGGAGAUGAAGGUGGCUUAUAAGUCGUUGAAGGAGGUGAUCUAUGAUCGGGCUCAGGAUGAGGAACUGAUAGUUGGGGCGACGCAGAGGAUGGAGCGCGCAUUGAAAUCUGUGAGGAAGGAAGACGUGCAGGCUGCUGAAUUGAGGAUAUCACCAGCAGGGAAUAGUACGCUCAAUAAGGGAGAGGAGGGGGAUGAUGGACCGUGGUGGAUCGAGGUGGAAGAAUGGAUCAAGUCUCAAAGCGCUAAUACGACUUAUUCGUAUUCUUCUCAAUCUCCACCAACACUCAAUACGACUCAGAAGGUUGGUAUAGGCGUAGCGGCGUCGAUCGUCUCGACGGCGCUAUUGAUCUUUGUAUUGAGUUUCAUUUGGCGGAAGAAGCGUCGACAAAGGGCCAGGAAAGCAUCGGAAGAGGUGCUGGCCACAGCAAUUGAUCAAUCACCAUUUUAUCUCCAGCAAAAAGCUGAGCUGGAGGAUGAAGACAGGCGAAAGCACGAGCUUGAAGGAGAAGGUAAAAUGGUCGAAUUGGGCGGAGAGAGCACAGUGAAGCAUGAAAUGCCUGCAGCCAGUGACAUGAUUACGAUUACAGAGCCACUCUCGUCACAGUUUCGUCAAGAGUUGAUGAGUGAAGAGUUCGCGCAGGAAAUUGGCAGUCCUUGA
This is a messenger RNA of Bacidia gigantensis, 1755 nucleotides long. RefSeq lists its product as uncharacterized. The transcript is spliced from 3 exons. Gene Ontology annotation, biological process: protein N-linked glycosylation. Gene Ontology annotation, cellular component: Golgi membrane. Gene Ontology annotation, molecular function: glycosyltransferase activity. The record is from RefSeq and is a predicted model, not a curated record. Bases 1 to 1755 code for a protein of 584 amino acids. Lineage: Eukaryota; Fungi; Ascomycota; Lecanoromycetes; Lecanorales; Ramalinaceae.